Molecule: messenger RNA, 3757 nt
Organism: Pteronotus mesoamericanus
Lineage: Eukaryota; Metazoa; Chordata; Mammalia; Chiroptera; Mormoopidae
Gene: ACADSB
Product: acyl-CoA dehydrogenase short/branched chain
Exons: 11
Coding region: 98-1396 (432 amino acids)
Cellular component (GO): mitochondrion
Molecular function (GO): acyl-CoA dehydrogenase activity; flavin adenine dinucleotide binding
Source: RefSeq, a predicted model, not a curated record
GGUCCUGGGUCCACUACUACCGGGCGCUACCCAGCGGUCUGGAGAUUUAAAGGAGAAAUAGCUUUCGCUCUGCAACCCGAUACUGCCUGCGGCCCAGAUGGAGAGAGCGAUGGCUCAGCUGCUGCGCAGCAGAGCGCUGGUAAGAAAAAACUUCCCAACUUGCCUGCGUUCUUGGAAGAUUCCUCCUCGCGCCUUAAGAUCUUCCCAGCCAGAGGCUGUCUGCAGCGCAACAAGCAACGGACUACCCUACGCACCCCUGCAGAUGUUUAAGGACGAGGAGGUGCUGAUACAGAGCAGCGUUAGAAAAUUUGCCCAGGAGCAGGUCGCUCCUUUGGUUUCAAGAAUGGAUGAAAAUUCAAAAAUGGAGAAAUCAGUGAUACAAGGAUUGUUUCAACAAGGGCUGAUGGGCAUCCACAUGGACACCAGGUACGGAGGGACAGGGGCUUCCUUCACCUCCUGCGUCCUGGCAGUGGAGGAAUUGGCCAAAGUCGAUGCGUCGGUGUCUUUGUUGUGUGAUGUGCAGAACACGGUGGUCAACGGGCUGUUGAGAAAACAUGGGACAGAAGACCAGAAGGCCACCUAUUUGACCCAGCUAACUACAGAAAAAGUAGGAAGUUUCUGCCUUUCAGAGGCUGGUGCAGGUAGCGAUUCGUUUGCUUUGAAGACCAGAGCAGAUAAAAAGGGAGAUUUUUAUGUUAUCAACGGCUCCAAGAUGUGGAUCAGCAAUGCCGAGCAUGCCGAGAUCUUCCUGGUGAUGGCGAAUGUGGACCCUUCCCAGGGGUAUAAAGGAAUUACCUGCUUCAUAGUUCAUCGGGAUACUGAAGGCUUUCAUAUAGGGAAAGCAGAAAACAAACUUGGAGUCAGAGCUUCUUCCACCUGCCCAUUAACAUUUGAAAAUGUCAAGGUUCCAGAAGCUAAUAUCCUGGGGCAAAUUGGACAUGGCUAUAAGUAUGCCAUAGGGAGCCUCAAUGAAGGCAGAAUAGGAAUUGCUGCCCAGAUGCUGGGAGUGGCUCAAGGAUGUUUUGAUUACACUAUUCCAUAUAUUAAAGAAAGGGUACAGUUUGGCAAAAGAUUAUAUGAUUUCCAGGGCCUCCAGCACCAAGUGUCUCACGUGGCCACCCAGCUGGAGGCCGCGAGGCUGCUGACGUACAACGCCGCUCGCCUUGUCGAGGCCGGAAGGCCGUUCAUAAAGGAAGCAGCUAUGGCCAAAUACUACACAUCAGAGAUCGCAGGAAUGACCACGAGUAAAUGUAUCGACUGGAUGGGAGGCAUAGGCUAUUCCAAAGAUUACCCUGUGGAAAAAUACUUCCGAGAUGCAAAGAUCGGUACAAUAUAUGAAGGCGCUUCAAAUAUCCAGCUGAACACCAUCGCGAAGCUCAUUGAUGCGCAGUACUGAUGGCCGCGGGCGCGCCCCCCCCACCCCCGCCCCCGGGGCUACUGGUGUCAAGUUCUAAACUCUUGUGCCUUUCGGGGGGAGUUAACCACCAGAGCGUUGAAGUAAUUUAUGUAAGUCCUCAGUCAUGAGUCUUGGGGGAGACCUUUUCUGUAUUAUCUUUCAGGUCUGCCUAACUUAGGUACAGGAAAUCAUUUUUAAAAUUUGGGAAGAAUUUCCCAUGUCAUCUUGAGAACUUUUCUGUUAAGUUCUAUAGCUAUUUUUCUAGCUCCAGGGUAUACACAAGUUUCCCUCUAUCAAUAUUUGGAGACUUGGAUGGCUCUUUUAUUAUUCCUAUUAAAUACUUAUUUUGUGGCAUUUGAAAUACUUGUUACACUUGGCAGUUCUAAGGACAAAUAGAUUCAGUUUUAAGCUACUACACUAGGUAGAAACUGAUAAAAAUUUUCCUUAGAAAAAUCUAAAAAUUCUAGUUCUAAAUGCCUGAGAAUGGAUGGAAAAUAAGGGUAUAAAUCUAAGUCAUAAAUGAAAGAAACAUUAUUUAGCAUAGCAUUUGUAAUGGUAACCUUUGUAAAAGAGGUAUUUCAUGAUGGUUUCAGCAGAUCAUUUUAAAAACAAUUCUCUGCAUUAGUUUUACACUUGAUCUUAGCCAAAAGGCCGAGAAGUGAUUACUGCAUUAGUUUUAAAGUGUAAAGCUCAAAUAAUUUCAUUUAUAAUCAGAAUAUGUUUAAUAUUAUAAUAUUCAUUCUCAUGCACUAUUUUUCAGGAAUAAAAUUUUUCUCUGUGAUAAAUCGAAUACUGUUUCCUCCAGUGCAAUUAUUGGGCUUUAUCAGAACUAAUACUUCAGAAGUUAAGUUUUGGUUGGUUCAGUGAUUCUUAAGAGGGACCUGUCUUGUCUCCACAAAGAACUACAUCAAAAUCUCAUAAGGAAUGAGGGGUAGCGGGGGGCUGUAGAGUUUGAAAAAGCAUAUUCAGUAAUAUAAAAACAUAUAAAAAUAAUUUUAUAUCUCGAAAAGCAAAAAUAAAUGUAUUGCUUUGCAAUGCCAAUUAUAGAAAGGCAAAGGCCAAGAAAAUAUCUAACUGGUGCCAUUUCUUCAUAUUGGGGAUUCCCAGGUGAGAGGGGCUCCCAGGUAUAGAUCCUGAGUUCCCCUCGGGAGGCAGUGGAGAGUAGGAAGUUGAGAGUUGUAUAUUUCCUCAGAGUGGCCGUGGAUACGAGAUGUUGGAAUAUGUUUAGAGGCUGAUAAUCAUUGUUGAAUGGGAAGCAUUUUAGUGCUUAAAUGAAAAUACAGUGUUUAUUAAGAAAACCUGAGAUUUUCAAAGUAAUUUUGUUUUGUACAGUCAUGUUGAUUGAAUUGGAUUAAUUUCUCUACUGCAAAUCAUAAUUAAAUAUGCAGAAUUGCAUAAAUACAAUUGAGAUAGGAGUUCAGUAUUGCUGGUUAACUUGAGGUUCAGGCUGUCACCAGGCUCAGAAGGCAGAGACUUGAACAGAAGCACCAAGGUACCUCUUGCCUUGCGAAUGUGAUGGGGUGGUGCUGGACUCAGCCCAGCUGCCAAGUCAUUGUUGUUAGUGAUCUCAUUUUACAGCGUGAAAAUGAAUCAGUGUCAAAGAAAGGUAACCUAGAAAGACUGUAGAGAACCAUCCAGCCAACUCUCCCAUUUUGGAAUGAAGGAUUCCCAGCACAGGAUACUUGCCUGAGGCCAUCUAUCCAGGGACAGGGACAAGGCAAGAAUCCAAAUGCUGGCUCCCAGUUCAGUGUUCUUCCUAGCCUUUAAUGUUGUCUCUGUUCAGCAAGUUUGAGAGGUCAUCCUUGUUGUGUAUUUCAGUCCUAUUAUUGAUUUAUUUUAGGUUUAACUGAUAAAGAAUUAACAUUACAGAAGUGUUAUGGUUGGCCAAUGUCAGUGCUUACGUAUAUGUAUCAGCUGCCAAAGACCAUGGCUUUCUUCAGUUGUAGCUGCUAUGUCAUAUGUGAAGGUUAUUUUGUGAGAUCAGUUGGUUUUAAGGUUAUGAUUUAUUUUUUAAAUGCACUACUUAUAUCCUUGCUGAUGUAUUUUUUGGUGCUCUUUUGUGAAGUGAAAGACGUGUUUCAAUGGUAUAUGUCAGACUGGAUUCAUUAUUACAAAAUCAGAAUUCUAUGGAGAAUGAAAAAUAAAGUGCUAAGUUAACUGGAGACUUGCUAUCUGUUAAGCAAAACUGUUUGUUAUACACACAGAUAAAGUAAGAAAAUAAUUUAAACUUCCUGCAAGAUAGACACAACAUCUUUGUAUAUUCGUGCCGAUGGUUUGCCUCUCAUGUAAGCCAAUCUUGUUUGUUUUCAGAGAGGAGGUUUUAUAAUAAAGAUCAAGUUUAAAUUAUUGAUGCUAAAGAAA